Cladocopium goreaui is the source of this 3205-nucleotide messenger RNA. The record is from the annotation of a GenBank genome assembly. Lineage: Eukaryota; Dinophyceae; Suessiales; Symbiodiniaceae.
GUUCGGUUUUCACUGUUCAGCAUAUGCCUUUGGUCAGCACGACAAAGUUUUCUGUGUGCCACUUGGAUGGCCUGCCUUGCAGACACAAUAUCAUGUCCUCUUUGCCAACGAGGACACAAGCGAUGCUUCUGGCUGUUUUGCCCACAGCUUCGCACAUGCUUGGACAGAAAUCACGCUCAUGAGAAUUCUCCAUAGUCUAGGGUAUGAGAAAGCCUUCAUCUCUAGCAUCACAACCCGAGCCAACCGCUUGUCGAUUGUUUGCUUUUCUGAAUCGCAUGGAAGUGUUGCAGAAGUCAAGAACAGCAGGCCGACCAAGCCCUGGCCGCCCAGGCAACCGCAGUUUGCCAGAAAACCUUUCACUGAUCGUUUUGAGAAGAUUGACUCAGACUGUUUGUUGCGGUGGAAUAUUCAGUUUGAAGAGCUCCACAAUUUCUUUCAUCAACCACAGACCAUGCUCAGUGUCUCAUUUGAUGGUGUUUCGUUACCACCAGUGACCCAGGCGGCUUUGACAAACAUCUCAUUUGCUGGCACACUUGAAGACGUUGACCGGAUCAUUAUUUAUGUGGACGGCUCAUCACAGCCAAGUCAACGACAUCUACCUCCACUACAAGUUGACAUGCAAGGCAUCCCUGAUGCCUGGGCCUUCAUUGUGCUUGGCGAAAAGUAUGAUGACCAAGGCGAUUCAGUCCUCUCUCUCCUUGGGUGGUCGGCACAUCAGGUGCGAUAUGAUCCGGCCAGUCCGUUCUUUGCAGGAGCCGCAAGAGUCGGGCCACACAUUGCUGAAAGAGAGGGUCUUUUCUUUGCUGCCCUAUGGCGUGCUCAGCUCAAUCUCAACAUUCCCACUGUAUUUCGCAGUGACUCCAGUUUGGCAAUCGGGCAAGCCUCUGGGCGUAUAGGUGCAAUUGAGAUUGACCUCUCUUUCUCGUUGCUCAGAGGUCUCUUCCAGUUCCUUGAAGCUGCUUUGGGCCCCGAUUUGCUGCUGCUUGAGCAUAUCUAUGGACACAACAGUGAUCCUUGGAAUGAAGCAGUAGACGCCAUUGCCAAGCAGGAAGCACAACAGAACUUCUUUCUUCAGCGUCCUGACAUUGACCUCCGACGAUGGCACCAGGCUAUUCCAUUCUUGUGGAUGCUCUUCAGUGACCAUUACGGAUGUCCACAAUUUUGUGGCGAUGGUUUCAAUGUAUGUGCUCCCAGUUUGCCACCAGAAGCCAUUUGUGUGCCCGAGUCUCUGGCCUCGGCACCCACCUCAAGCAAGUUUGAUUUCAAGAUUAGCUUUGCUUCUGCGAAUGUAUCCACGCUUGGUACUGGCUCCAAAGGCCACACAGGCAAGCUGGACUACAUCAAGGGCCAGUUUGUCAACUUUCAUUUGAACUUCCUUGGGGUACAAGAAGCGCGCACCCAGGAGGGUAUUAUUCUCAAAGAUGACAUUCUCAGAUUGUGUGCCGGAGCCGAUGGCAAACAUCUUGGUGUUGAGCUUUGGUGCAACCUGAAACAACCAUUUGCCUUUGUCAACAACAAGCCAAGAUUCCUGCGGGGCUCUGAUUUUCAAGUGAUCCACCGUGACCCUAGGAGGUUGCUCGUUCGUGUUCAACAUGCAGCUUGGCAAACAUACCUUCUUGUAGGCCAUGCACCCCAUAGUGGCAUUGCUUUGGCUCAGAGGGCUGCUUGGUGGUCGGAGCUCCACCGCAUCCUGCAAGCAUGUCAUCAAGAUGUACCUUUGGUUGCCAUGAUUGACGCCAAUGCUGCUCCGGGCGACGGUGAUCUCAGGCAUGUUCUUGGAGCAGGCUUCGCUGAAACCUCUGGUACUCCAUUCCUCAGACAGAGCUUCGUUUCCCUUGAAUCGGAUGGGCAAGACCUUGGUGAUAUCCCUUUGCAGAAUGUGCUUCACCUUGUCAUGCAGCUCCAGUCCGUUGACGCGUGGCCUUUUCUAUCCACCGAUGUAUACCAGACUGUCGAGCACUUCCAAGAUCUGGCACACAUUGAAGGGGCCUGCAGUGAAAUCCGCUGGCCAGAGGAAGCCUUCCCUGUCCCGUGUCGAAGUCUUGAGGAUCUCGCAAGGCCACUUUGGUGCACGGACCCCGAAGCCUACCAACCUUUUGUCCCCGUGGCUGCCUGCACAGAAUCAGCAGACCACUUUUUGGAAAUGUGUCAGAAGUACUAUGACUCAGCCAUCGCUCCACGGGAGAUGUAUGACCAGGUGGCUCUGUGGAAGGUGCAGACGGAUUGGCCCCAUGAGUACUUUCGGCCGUCGGCCCUGUCCUGCGACAAGAACCUGAAGCUGAUGCUCGGGGACCAGUUCGCCAUCUACGCGGCGGAUCUGAAGCUCAUCGGCACCGGCGCCGCAGACUCGGUGGAGGGCGUCACGGGUCGAAAUUCCAGCGACGACCGGGUGAAGUUCCUCAGGACGGUGACUCUGCAGCCGAUGAUGUUGACCUCCGAAUUGGACCAGUCCUGGAGGAGCUUCGCAUUUUUGCCCAAGAAGGGCAAACUGCUCCUGCUGAACCAGGACGGCACGGAGGUGGAAGAAUACGCCUUGCGCGGACAUCACUACGUAAAGACCUGGACCUUGAGCAAUUCCUUGCCACACAAAAAGCUGGAGGCGAUCCAAGCUGUUGAGGGCGAGGAGUCCAAAGAGUGUGCGAAGGCGUUCCGCGGAUUUCCGCGGGGCCGAGCCGAAAAGCAGGGGAUGGAAUCCUCAGGUUUCGUGAACGCUGGCUGGCUGGUCUACGCCGCCACCGACUCGGGCCAGGUCGUGACGCUGUGCCCCACCUAUCGCAACGAGCUGCAUCCGCUGUUGAUGGUCAUCUCAUUGAGGCACCGCAAGGCGGCGAAGGAUUUGGUGGAGGUGGUCGACUCGCACACGGGAACCACCAAGGCAUCGAGUUCCAGAAUCAUUGCAAUUGUGCGCGACCCGAGCACGAACUGGAUCUGGCUCUUGAACACAAACACCGAGGGAAUGGCAGAAGUCACUGCCUGGGAUACGGAGACUGAGAGAAAUAAAGAAAUGGGACGUUGGGCACUUCCUUCGGGUCGUUGGUGGGUUCCUGGCAUGUGCUAUUUGGGGCAGAACCAGGGCUUACUCAUUGCUGCCGCGGCGGACACCAACCGUGUGGGGCAGGUGGGUGGUCCUGAGCUCUGGCGUUUGGCGCCAGCGAAACGGAAGUCCGACAACCACGGAGCACACCCCGCGCACAAGGCCCGGUGA